AUGAUGUUCCCCGCUCACUCCCGAGGGACAGCGCACAGCGAGAGCGAGGGGAUCUCAAAUUGCUGUUGGAAAGUCGCUAGAGGCGGUCAACUUCGUGCCAGCAACCAGUACAACCUCAAGCAGCAUCAGUAUUUCCAGCCUGCGAAGCGCCAUGCGUUUUCGGAUGAGUUCAUUUCAUGUGCUCGGGGCGGUUUUGUCGUGCCGUUCCACGCUGCUGCAUUCCGUGAGGUCGCCAAGAACCUUGAGCACAGUUGGGAUUGGGACACCGCAGAUCUUUGCGGAGGCGAGUUGGAUCUUUACAUUGCAGAGAAAUCUAAGUCGGGUGGAUCAAGCACGGGGUUGGGGAGGAGCGACAUGCCUAACGGCAUCAUGUUCGUGCACUAUGCAUGCUAUGUGAAAGCAGGCAUGUGGCAUCCCCAGUACUUCGUGCGAUCCCAGCGAUACUCUGUGGCCUGUGCCACGGGGUUCCUUACGGAGUCCACGACUUACACGAAGCUCAAGGCGGACGACAUCAAGCAGUACGAGCUCUCGUCUUGCACGGCUGAAGAGGACUAUCAAGACCUGGAGGAGAAGAGAGAGACCCCGGUGCUCAAGGGCAUGCAGAACACGGGCUCCCUCGUUGUCAACCUUCUCGGUGGCGCUGUCAUGAGAGUCUCCAGUGACCAUGGCAAGCUCUGGAAGAGUCCCGCCGUCCCGGACUGCAACCUAGAUCCGCCCAUCCCACAAAAGGCAGCCGCAGCAUUGCCUGCCUCCUGUGAUGUCGUGAGCAUCGGAGCUGGUUGGGCCGGCGUUUACACGGCGUUCCGACGAACCCUGUUGGGAUCGAAGGUCUGCAUCUUCGAAGCGUCCCACCGGGUCGGUGGGCGCACUUACUCCCACAAGUUGGUGGCAGGGAAGAAGCAGGAGCCAUUUACUCUUGACGUCGGCGCCUACCGCUUCUCCCCAGAUAUGCACCUUCCCGGCGAUGUGAUUCUGAAGGUCCUGGGACUUCCAACCGCUUGCUACGAGCCGGACUGCCCGCCAGCAUCAAAGGACUUUCCAGCGCCCUUUCACUUCAACUACACGGCUCCCCUCCGGCGCAUCGUGGAUGCGGAAGGUCUGCCGGCUGGGUAUGUGACCGCCAUCGACGGCAUGUUGAAGAUCAUCAUGGCUGCAGGGGGUGAGCUCUUCCUUGGCGCGAAUCUCACGGAUGUACAGCCGCAGGCCAAUGGCACGCAACUUGUCUUCGGAAAUGAAAAGGUGCACGCGAAGGAGGUGAUGCUGAACUUGCCACGCACGCCUUUCUUGUCGCUGCCUUCGCUCAGGGCGGCGACUCCCAACCGCACCAUCAGCAUGGCGAAAUGCGUGAAGUUUGAUCUCCCAACCAGCUUCUUUCCGGCUGGCAGCUUCCAGCUGGGAAAGAGCCUGUCCAAGGCCUAUGCUUUCUACGAUGAUGCCUGGUGGAUCUCGAAGCUGAAUCAGUCUGCCGGACAGCUCCCUGAGAAUGCCUUCAUGCCCGUCAACACUAGCGAGCACAUUCCAGUCGGCAUUCACUUCAACGAUGGCCCUCUUCGCUGCGAUGCCGACCGCAGCAACUGCCGGGGCUUUCUCGAGGUUUACUACUCCACGGUGAAUGACGAGGACUUCUUCGAGUCUCUUCGGCCGAGCACCUUCGAACCCCUGGGGACCCUGACACCGGAGAAGGACAGCACCGGCAAGCUGCCGAGGCUGCACGCUGCUGUCAUGGAGGCGACGAAGCAUCUCUUCGAAAAGAAGAAUGCCACGCAACCCAAGGAUCCUCCCUCGCUCUUGGUGGUGGGAGUCUGGGAUCGUACCGGCUCUGGCUACACUGCCCCAACGAAGGUCUACUACAGUGCCCUCCCCUCGACACCCGGGGGCCCCGAUCCUCUCGCGAAAGCUUGCGGUGUGGCGGGCCUGACCGAGAAGGAGUACCGAGAUUCAAUUAUGUUCCCCGUCCCGGGGCGCACGGACAUUUCGCUCGCCAACAAUGACUGGGUGGCCCAGACCACGGAGACCAUGUUUGGCGAUUGGGCCGAGGAGAGCCUCCUCCAGGCGGAGCGGGCGCUCCGGGUCAAAGGCUUCGCCAGGCCCAAGUGGCUCGACCAGGACUACUACAACCGCAAGGUGGCGGGUGCGACGGACCACCUGGUGAGUUUGGUUGUCUGA
Molecule: messenger RNA, 2166 nt
Organism: Symbiodinium sp. CCMP2592
Lineage: Eukaryota; Dinophyceae; Suessiales; Symbiodiniaceae
Source: the annotation of a GenBank genome assembly